Molecule: messenger RNA, 1437 nt
Organism: Papaver somniferum (opium poppy)
Lineage: Eukaryota; Viridiplantae; Streptophyta; Magnoliopsida; Ranunculales; Papaveraceae
Product: protein BIC1-like
Exons: 1
Coding region: 179-679 (166 amino acids)
Biological process (GO): blue light signaling pathway
Source: RefSeq, a predicted model, not a curated record
CAUCUCAUUCUCGUCUCGUCUACUCAAAUCUCAUUCUCUCUCUCAACUCUCAAGAUCUUGGCGAACUUAGUUUCACCGUAUCUACAAGAACAGAAAAGAACACCAAUUCAUCAAAAAGAAGAAGAACAGGUAAAAGAAUUUGAAGAUCCCGGUUUUGUGUCUAGCAACGCAACCAAAGAUGACUAACCAGCUAAGUUUUGCUAGUUAUUGUGGCAGCAAAGAUCAAGAAGUAGAUACUACUCAUCAAGUGAUUUCACCAACACCAUUAUCAAACCUUACAGAAACAACCCAUCAUUCUAGUAACCUUGAUGAACACAAUCGUCAACAACAACAAUCAGAAAAAGAAGAACCAACUCCGGCUACAACUACUACUGAUGAGAUCAGCCAUAUCGAAAACGAGGAGGAACCAGCUUCUGUGGUAAAAAUGUCAGUUGAUAAGUACUAUUCUCCUUUGCCAGCGGUGGAAGUUGUCUCGGGACGUGAAAGAUUAAAGAGACAUAGAAAUGAAGUAGCAGGUCGGGUUUGGAUACCAGAUUUAUGGGGACAUGAAAAGCUUCUCAAGGAAUGGACUGAUUGUUCUGCUUUUGAUUCUGCACUAUUCCCCAACGGACUUAUGUCAGCUCGUGCAGCAUUAGUUCGAGAAGGAAGGCGAGCCAACAUGGAGAACAGGUGUUCUUGAAUAUGAUAAGUACCUACAAUUUGAUUAUUAUUAUAAUUAAUAAUAAAAACAAGAAAGAUUAAUUUUUUUCUCCAUGUUUAAUAAAGUUGAAUCGGAGGUCAUUUCUUACUAGUUAGGUCUAAAUAUGUAGAGAGUAUAUGUAUACGAAUAGUCCUUUCGAUUCUGUUUCGCACUCAAUUUUGAAUAAACUCUCCAUGAACAGACUAUGCAAACGCAAGCUUACAUUUGCUUUAUUAGUUCUUUUCUCCAGACGUCUACCGGGAGUAAUUGUCUUUGGAUCUUAAACUUUUAUCUGAAAGUUUUUGGAUAUUCUCUGUUUGGUUUGUCAAUUUCAUUUGAUGGCAACCGCAAUAGUACUGUGUAAAUUAAUCCAAGAAUAGACGGACACUUGCAUCAAAAAAAAAAUUAUAUAUAUAUAUAUAUAUAUAUAUCAGACAUAACUAGCGUGGAACACUUGAGUCCCAAACUUUCGUCCUCCUGAUGAGAAGCCGCUGAGAUUAUUUUGCAUGCUAUUGAACUAGCGUGUGAGCUGCUUUUGUACUUUUGUGUGAUACAGUUCUAUCAGAAAAUCCGUGGAACCAUUGGAGAUCCAUGACCGGGUUUUUCUUAUCUUUCUUUUUUUUUGUUUGCCAAAGAUUGUAAAUCAAAUGAUAGGAGUUUGCUCACUAUCGUAAACAGCAUGAUGUGCCUGAUUGAGAUCCUUACAAAAAGCUACAUUGGAAAUAAAAACAAUCAUGUUAAAGGGGUGGCGGAUUUCA